UCUACCAGCACUUCAGUAGUCGUGUUUGGGCAGACACUCGUGUAGCACAUAGCAUUAAAACGGAAGAUGGCAGUACAAUUUAAGUUUCUUGUAGUUUUAGUCUUGGUUUUCUACGCCAAUUCAGCAUCAUGCGACGAAAGCCCAUGCCCAGACGGCGAAACUUUAUCCAGCUGCGCACCAGUGGGAUGUGACGCAGAAUACUGUCCAUUAUCAGAAUACGCUCCGCAAACAUGUCCAGAAUCCAUAGAAUGUUUACCGGGGUGUGUCUGCGGGUUUAACCGUCACCGUGAUAGGAUCACCGACGAAUGUAUUCUAACUGCAGAUUGCCCUCCGUUUCCUUGUGAAGGCCCAAAUGAAAACUACGACGCGUGCCCACCUGUGUGCCCUGGGGAGACCUGUACUGACUUUUUGAACAAUUCGACAUGCCCCAAAUAUCAUAUUGGCAUCGUGGUACCAUGUAAGCCAGCGUGUAGGUGCGAUAAAGGUUAUAACCGGGAUCCUACAGGUAUAUGCGUAAACAGUGCGGAAUGUACUUUGUAAAUGUAUAAAAUAUGAUUUGCAAUAAAGAUGACUGUAUGUA
This is a messenger RNA of Ostrinia nubilalis (European corn borer), 580 nucleotides long. Its product is annotated as inducible metalloproteinase inhibitor protein-like. The record is from RefSeq and is a predicted model, not a curated record. NCBI's taxonomy places the organism in Eukaryota, Metazoa, Arthropoda, Insecta, Lepidoptera, Crambidae. Bases 67 to 540 code for a protein of 157 amino acids. The transcript is spliced from 3 exons.